This is a messenger RNA of Suillus bovinus, 303 nucleotides long. RefSeq lists its product as uncharacterized. The transcript has a single exon. The record is from RefSeq and is a predicted model, not a curated record. NCBI's taxonomy places the organism in Eukaryota, Fungi, Basidiomycota, Agaricomycetes, Boletales, Suillaceae. The annotation marks the transcript as partial.
CUUUGUCAACCCACAAGCAAGGAAGCAAUGAAAAGACAAUUUGAUCAUGAUAUAUUGUUCUGCAUUCGCACAUUCCCUAUAGUCGCUGAAUAUCUUCCCAUACAGCUUCAGAUCAAUGAUGAGCUUCUCCUCAGAAGAAUAGAACUGGACAAUAGCCUCCUGACAAACUCAAUCACAUCCAUUUGCUGGAUCAAACCUCCCCAGCGCAGAUCUCUGGAACAGUGCAAGGCCUUUGCCCUCAUCUAUAUAGCAGACCCCCACUCCGCCAAUCAUCAUGCAAGCUGGAAUUGCUGCUGCCCAUAA